This is a messenger RNA of Beta vulgaris subsp. vulgaris (sugar beet), 2442 nucleotides long. RefSeq names its product transcription factor MYB83-like. The record is from RefSeq and is a predicted model, not a curated record. NCBI's taxonomy places the organism in Eukaryota, Viridiplantae, Streptophyta, Magnoliopsida, Caryophyllales, Amaranthaceae. The coding region runs from base 670 to 1884 and encodes 404 amino acids. The transcript is spliced from 2 exons.
UAAGCAAAAAUCUUGGCUUUGGUUAGAAAACAAACUUUUAUUUCUCACGCUGCCCUAUGAUCCCAUAGAUGAUAUGAAUGAUGAUUACCGUGAGAGUGAAGAAACAAUAGUAUUGGCAAAAGACAAAGCCAUGGAGUCAAAGACAAGACCACCAUACAUCUUUCUCUUUCUUGGAACGAGAGGUGCUAGCUCAGUAGAGUACCAUUCUGAAUUUAAGAAUGUUAGUUGUCCAGGAUUCAGAUCCUCAUCCCAACAGUAUGUCGAAAUAUUUACUUCUAGGCUGUUUAGCUUUAUACCCAACCUCUAAGCUAGUGUACCAUACAAACUAGUAGUCUAUAAGUCUAGUAGGGAUUGAUCUUCGGACCAAUUAUCUUUCCUAAUAAUAAAAAAAAAUACAUCUUUCUCUCUCCUUUUUUUUAACCUUAGUUCCUCCAAACCGUUUUUCACUUGACCUAUCAACCAACAUUGUCCCCUCUUUUUCUCUCUCUUUUCCUCUUAAUCUAAGCAAACCCCACAUAACCAUCAUGAUCAUGAUCAUGAUCAUCACUGCCACUAUAUGAUACCUGCCUACACCUUUCUCUUUCUCUCUCUAUAAACGUCCUUAGAUUUCUCUACAUCACCUCACUUAAGAGUUAGUUUUUUUUUUUUGAGCUUACCUCAUAUUUUACUAUGAGGAAGCCUACUGAUCCUGCUUCUAAGGGUAAUAGUAAUGGUAAUAGUAAUAGUAAUAGUAAUGGCGGUUGUACUAGUACGACGAAUGGCAGUAUCAAGCUUCGAAAGGGGUUAUGGUCGCCUGAAGAAGAUGAUAAACUCAUGAAUUAUAUGCUUACUAAUGGACAAGGUUGUUGGAGUGAUGUAGCAAGGAAUGCUGGCUUGUUAAGGUGUGGUAAGAGUUGUCGUCUUCGAUGGAUUAAUUAUUUAAGGCCUGAUCUUAAACGUGGUGCAUUUUCUCCUCAAGAAGAAGAUCUCAUCAUUCAUUUGCAUUCUCUUCUUGGAAAUAGGUGGUCCCAAAUUGCGGCUCGUUUGCCUGGAAGAACUGAUAAUGAGAUAAAGAAUUUCUGGAAUUCAACUGUGAAAAAAAGACUGAAGAGUUCAUCAAAUUCAUCAUCAUCACCCAAUGCAAGCGAUUCGUCGUUAUCAACUGAGCCAAGAGAUGGGAUGGUAGGAGGAUUUAUGGCCAUGCAGGAUCCAUGUAGCAUCAUGGCUAUGUAUUUGAACAAUAAUUCUGCUGCUUCACCAACAUCAUCAUCUUUGCAAUCCAUGGUACCUCUACAUCAUCAUGGAAUCAUGGAUCCUUUGUCCAAUAUGGUAAAUAACAGUACUACUACUACUACUACUACUACUGCUACUGCUACUGCUACUGCUACUGCUACUACUCUAGAUGUGUCUGCUUGUGGUAAUGGAUACAUGAAUCAUGCAUCAUCAUGCAUGAGCAUGGCAUCACAAGGACAUGGCAUGUGUAAUGUAGGUGAUGAUGGAUUGAUGAUAUGUGGAAGUUAUGGAAUGUUUGGAGGUCAAAAUUAUAAUUAUGGGAUAUUGCAAGGGGAGCUUUCUAUUCCUUCUUUGGAGACAAUAAGCAUUGAAGAAAAUACACAAGUUUCUGAAGAUAUUGUUUUUGGUAGUAACACUAGCAACAACAACCAUAAUUUUCACAACAACAACAACAACCAUGAUAAUCAUUUUGAUCAUAACCACCACAUAAUUAGCACCAUAAACAAUAACAACACUCCAUUUAACAUGGCUAAGAAAUUCGAGAUCGCGAUACCUGGAGUUGGAAACAAUUGGGAAGGAGGAGAGAAUGAUUCAAGAUUAGGAGAAUGGGAUUUGGAAGAACUCAUGAAGGAUGUUUCUUCCUUUCCCUUCAUUGAUUACCAAGUUGAGUAAAAACCCUUUUUUUUUCCAACCUUUUAUUUCCUUUUUUCUACACUCCAAAUUGAUUUCUCCUACAUAUGAAAUGGAUCUUCAUAGUUCAUGUUCUUGUAAUUAGGUCAUGGAGAGGUAAAAAUUAUCAUAAGUUUCCAUAAUUACUUAAUAAGAUCACCUACAAAAAAAGUCAUAGAUAGAUAUAUAUAUAUAGGUUUUCAUGAUCUUUAUAGUUUACAUUUAUACUUGAUAUAUAUAUAUAUACUUUGUAACUAAGAGAAAAAAAAAUAUGGUGUUUAAUUUCUCUUCCAUUCUUGAUCAAACUCUAUGCAAAUUACCAAUAAUGUUUCAUGUAAUGAUGUAAUUGUGAAGGAGAUAUGUGAAUAGUCAUUAUAAAGAUAUACAGAAAUUUAAGGUUUUAGGGUAGUUGGUAGGAAUUUUUAGUCAUGUAAGAAUAUCAUUUGUACAAAAAAUUCAAGUAUAUUAUGCUUUGUUGAAGCUGGAAGUUUGUUAUUAGUGGGUUGCAUGUUGAUUGUAAUACACAUUGAUGUGAAUGAAGACUUUCUUUUCUUCUCCAUA